UGUGUCGCUGACCCCCACUAGCCCGGAUGGCGCCAGUAGCCCAAGACAGCCGAGGGCAAUGCGGGCUGUUUAGACCUUGUGCGUUACAUAAGUCAGUGCUUGAGCGCAACAUGGACUAAGCAAUGAAAGACAGCCGAGCACAUUGCAGCAAUCAGAAAACGCUGGGACGGCCGGGAGGUGUUUGCAACGCGAGCUUGCAACUCUCCAUGUUCAAAUGUGGGGCAGCUCCUUUAUCGAUGCUGGUUAGCGAAGCAGCAGUCUUGACGUGUUGGUACUUGCGGUCGUGUGCGGCUAUUUUUGUGAUGCUUCUGUUGGGUUUCGCUUGCAUUGGUUGUUUCGAGGCAACGAGCUGCUGUGUGCUCAAGUUCGGCCUGGUUAGGCGCCCUCGGUUGGCGUAACCGCGGCUGCCCAGCUGCGAGACAUGCAUACUGGAAGGCGAGCUGGAACUCGGAUCACGAGGCUAAUCCCCACGCGCCACAUUGAGCACGUGUGUUCUUGCUGUCGCCUGGUCGAAAGACAAGACGCAUGCACGUGCUCCACGCCUCACACGGCUUCGGUUCUCGCCUGUCCGAUGCUCGACGUAACACUACAUAUACGCGAGCGCAUCACACUUCACUGCAGUCCUCCAAGGCCUCAGCUCUCGACAUACUCCUCACUGCUGCUUCUGCUAGUGAAAAGAGAGAUUCUCAGCGCUGCUCCUGAAAGAGAGACAGAGAGAUGGCAACAAUGGUCAGAGGCGCCAGGAUGCCUGCUGCUGCACGGUCGUGGGCGGCGGGGAAGAACAAGAAGCUCCGGAAGCCGUAUACGAUCACGAGGCCGCGGGAGAGGUGGACCGAUGAGGAGCACCACCGGUUCCUCCACGCCCUGCACAUAUUCGGCCGUGACUGGAAGAGCAUCGAAGCCUUGGUGGCGACCAAGACGAGCGUGCAGAUCCGCAGCCACGCGCAGAAGCACUUCCUCAAGGCCCAGAAGCUCGGCCUCGGGGCGUGCCUGCCGCCGCCGCCGCCGCUUCACCCUCGCCGCGCCACGGUCCUCCGCCAGCAGCCGCCGGCCCACGCUGACACCGACAUGCUGGUGCCAAGCAUGGACUGGGCAUGCGCCGCGCCUGAAUCCCGCUCGCCGGACCUCGACGCGCCGGGCGGCGGAGAGUGGCCGUUCGCCGGUGCCCUGCACCCGCAGGACGAAACCAUUGAGCUCCCGCUGCCUCCCAACGACCUGCGCUUCGCUCUGGUCUACCGGUUCGUUGGCGACGUCUUCGCCUCCGACGCGGCUGUCCCGGUUGAGGCGCAACUCCAGAGGCUGCACCUGCAAGGCGUCGACCCCGUCGUCGUGGACACGAUCUGGCUGGUGCUAAGGAAUCUGGAAGCGAACCUGUGUGCCUAGGACGCGGCGAACGGCAUGGUUUCUUUCUUCGUCGACAGAGAAUUCGAAGCACGCUCGGUCACAUACUCACAUGGAUGGACAAGCAGUUUUAGUUUCUUGGAGUUGGUUCAUUUUAUGCACAAAAGUAAUUGAUGUGUAAAACAGAACCAUGUUCAUGGAAAAAAAAUGAAUUAGUUUGAAUCA
Messenger RNA from Hordeum vulgare subsp. vulgare (domesticated barley), 1566 nucleotides. Its product is annotated as protein REVEILLE 6-like. The record is from RefSeq and is a predicted model, not a curated record. Bases 718 to 1383 code for a protein of 221 amino acids. Lineage: Eukaryota; Viridiplantae; Streptophyta; Magnoliopsida; Poales; Poaceae. Gene Ontology annotation, molecular function: DNA binding. The transcript is spliced from 3 exons.